UGGAAUUCAGGAGAACCACAGUAUUGCACAGCUAUUGGAGCCCUGUUUACUGGUGCAGUGAACUGGCACACACAGUGAGCACAGUCCUGUCCUCUGACUUCCUCCCAGCCCCGAGAACCACAGUGACGAGUCCUGGCCAUCUCCCCAGGUCUGAAUCACCGUGGCGGCGAGAGCAGCACAUGGCUUUCCGCAUCUUUUUCCCUCGGCCGUUUCCUUACUUCCUCUCUCCAAAUUAGGAGGCUACAGUGAAGUUUUCCAGACGUUGUCGCUAACUUCCUUUCAGUGGAUUGAAAAGAAAUGCUGAGAAAUACAUAAAGCUUUCCUCUUCUGCCUCGGCUAUUUACAAUGGGUAUCGGGAAGUCUAAAAUAGAUUCCUGCCCUCUUUCUCUCUCUUGGGGUAAAAGCCACAGCGUGGAUACAAGUCAAGGACAUUAUGAGUCAGCUUCCAAGAACUCUGAGGACAUCUCCCUGUGUGAUGUUGCUGAGCGUGGCAAGACGACAGAGGAGCCCCCAGGGGAGCAGGAGGGAGCUGAGGGAGAGGCAGAGACGCCUGAAGAAGACGAUGAAGAAGAGGAGGUGUUCCUCAAAUUUGUGAUUCUGCAUGCUGACGAUGACACGGAUGAAGCCCUCAGAGUCCAGAAUGUGCUGCAAAACGACUUUGGUAUCAAACCAGGAAUAAUCUUUGCUGAGAUGCCCUGUGGCAGACAGCAUUUACAGAAUUUAGACGAUGCUGUCAAUGGGUCUGCAUGGACAAUCUUAUUACUGACUGAAAACUUUUUGAGAGAUACCUGGUGUAACUUCCAGUUCUACACGUCCCUAAUGAACUCCGUUAACAGGCGGCACAAGUACAACUCGGUUAUACCAUGCGGCCCGAACAAUCCCCUCCCCGGGAAAGGAUCUCCCUUUGCUCUCCAAACCAUCAAUGCCUUAGAGGAAGAAAGUCGUGGCUUUCCUACACAAGUAGAAAGAAUUUUUCAGGAGUCUGUGUAUAAGACACAGCAAACUAUAUGGAAAGAGACAAGAAAUGUGGCACAAAGACAAUUUAUUGCUUGAGAUGAAACAUACAAUGCAUGGCUCCUGUUUCACCAACCAAAUGGUUGAUCCUCAUUUGAGAAAGCAAUUUCUAAGAAAUGCAUAAAUGAAAGAGAGCCUUAUCCUUCUAGAGAGCUACAGAGCACAAGAAAGGCAAAUCUCUGCAGGACAAUCUAUAGAAUUGUGGCACUUUUUGAUGUUUCAAUAAACUCAAGAUUGUCAGAGUUUCAAGAACUUUUCCCUCGUGAUUUUCCUAGUUCAUGGAAGGAACUCUCAAAGGAAUUCUCAAUUCAUAGGAAUUCUCAAUUCAUAUUCCUUGUAUUGAACCUCAAAUGAAAACUUGUAUGACAGACAAUUUAAAAAUGUGACACUUUUAUUCUCUGAAUUUUUUUCUCAAAUGACAUGCAGAAGAAAUGGCCCCAAGAGACCUGACUAGACUCUCUCAUGAGGCACCUCUCAUGAAUGUUGCAAUAGAACAUUCUGGGUGCUGUCACCCAGAGACAUGAACUGCUAGAAUAGAACAUUUCGAAUGCUGAGUGCUGAUGCAUAUAAAAUCAGAAAUAGAUGUGGAAUGGCGGAGCUUUUUAAAAGAAUCCAGUCAAAUGUGUUUUCCUUUCUGCUGAAAUUUGCAUAUUUGGAGUCAUUUCCCGCCACCGAUUCACAGCCCAUUUGAUAGUGUGGUUGUUGGGGACUCCGUGGAGCCGUGUGGAGGUGUCCCCUGGGGCCUGAAGCGCUCUGUGCUAGUCAGUGUCUGUAACCAGGGCUUUCUUUGCAGAACUUAGAAGAUGUUUGAUUGUGUGCGAUUGGCCAGAUGUUCUCCUUUAAAAUCGGUGACCUCUCUUGUGACAUCCUUUUAAAAAGUUAUCCUCACACGCAAUGCUCUACUCAGGAAAUAUUUCUCAUCCAGGUGUUCACAGUAGCCUGGCUGUGUGUGUGUAGGCGUGUGUGUGUUGUGGGCUGUUUUUAAAGACCUGGGAUAGAAGUAGGAGAUAUAUUUUGUCACCUCCUCUUCUAGUGCGCCACGCUCAUAACAAGCCGGACAGGUCUCGGACUGACCAAUUUCUUUCCCUCACAGCCCUUCUGCCGGCUGAGACUGGGCAGCAUCUCCAGGUGCAGACGGGGGAUGGAGUGGAGAAUGAGGCACGUCAUGUUGUAAUGAGAAAACACUUUCAGGGGUCACAAGACCUGGUUCUAGUCCAAUCUCUGCCACCGAAGAUGCCCACAGUCAAGCCAUUUACCCUCCUUUAUCUGUGAAAUGAAAGGGUUGGAUGGAUGGAUCUCUAAAGGCCUUUGUCUUCUCCCAGGAUGUGAAAAACUAGGAACCAGAAAAGGGAAUAAGAAAAAAGUUAAAAGUUUAUAAUGUGAUAUAUAGUAGUCGCAGAAGGCUUUUAUAUAUGCCUACAAUGAAAGGAUGUAUUUGAAUAUUGACAGCAUAAUUGAUUCCUAAUGCUGCCAUUACACUUUUAAAGUCAUAGAAAAGAAUUAUUAUCCAUACUUAGGUUUUUUUAAAAAAUACAUUUUUUAUAGGGACCCUUGAGUGACAACAUUUUCCCAACUUCUUUUUCUUCUUAUCCCCACUUCUCUGUAUCCCCUACUAGUACUAAGGUCUGCUCACAUCUUUUUGCAGUUCACCCCUUCAUAGCCAUGAACCAAAAUGUUCUAUGAAGAACAUGUAAGUCAGUCAAGCCUCCUAUUCUAUUAGUACUUAUUGGAGGAGGAGAUUGUUUUCAUUCCAUAGUGACAUUUUCUGGACCUUAAUGUCUGUAUAGUAGCUUACUACUCACUUUUUCAGUUUUAAUAAGUAUUCAUUUCUUUGCCAUAAUGCUUCCUGUAUCUCAAAUUUUAUAUGCUAAUAAAACAUUAACUUCCCAUCCUUCAUGCCUGCCAAACUUGGACAAUUGAUGCUAAAUGGUACUUUUAAAAUAAAUGUUCUUAUUCUUUA
This is a messenger RNA of Microcebus murinus (gray mouse lemur), 2974 nucleotides long. The record is from RefSeq and is a predicted model, not a curated record. NCBI's taxonomy places the organism in Eukaryota, Metazoa, Chordata, Mammalia, Primates, Cheirogaleidae.